UGGGGUCCAGUCCUCGUGUAUGAUUGGUCCAUACGGGGGGGGAAAACGGGCUUUCCACUGAAGUCUCGGCUUUACCCUGAGAUUCCAGCCCUCCGUCUUAUUCUGCGUGUGUGCCUGUAUGUGUGUCUCUGUGUGUGUGAGUGCGUGUGUGUGUGUGAGCGGUGUAAUGACAAACGCCGCAUUUCCAGAACGUUUCUCGCGGUUGAAGUCAGGCCGAAACUCUGGAAAAUACCUCAUCUGUAAAUAUCACAGAGAGAGCUGUUGGGUGUUUGCGGCAGGACUUUAAGUGCCAGAACCAGUACCAUGUCCAGGUCAACAGGGGGCGGUGCCAAUGAUGUCACUCGCUUCCUCUCCACUGGGGCAGGACCUGCUUCCCCUACCUCCGUUUUCUCUGCUUCAAGCCAGGCCGACUGGGCGGCCAAGAGGCUUGUGUGGGUGCCCUCGGAGAAGCAUGGCUUUGAGGCUGCCAGCGUGCGCGAGGAGAGGGGGGACGAGGUGGAGGUGGAGCUGAUGGACAGCAGCCGACGGGUGACCUUGUCCCGAGAGGAGGUGCAGCGCAUGAACCCCCCUCGCUUCAGCAAGGUGGAGGACAUGGCCGAUCUCACAUGCCUCAAUGAGGCCUCCGUCCUGCACAACCUGAGAGAGAGAUACUACUCGGGCCUCAUCUACACGUACUCAGGAUUGUUCUGUGUGGUCAUCAACCCAUACAAGAACCUGCCUAUAUAUACGGAGUCCAUUGUGGAGAUGUACCGGGGGAAGAAACGACACGAAAUGCCACCCCACAUUUACGCCAUCUCCGAGGCUGCCUACAGGAGCAUGCUGCAAGACCGGGAAGAUCAAUCCAUCUUGUGCACGGGAGAAUCGGGAGCAGGGAAGACUGAGAAUACCAAGAAAGUCAUCCAGUACUUGGCUCACGUGGCCUCGUCCCACAAAACAGGAACGCUCGGGAGGAGUAAAGACACGACGGAUAACUCCAAAUCCACCCAGAGGGGCAGUGGACUGGUGAACAGGGGCGUGCAGUAUGGGGAGCUGGAGAGGCAGUUACUGCAGGCCAAUCCCAUCCUGGAGGCUUUUGGCAAUGCCAAGACUGUGAAAAACGACAACUCAUCUCGAUUUGGAAAAUUCAUCCGCAUUAAUUUUGAUGUGGCUGGGUACAUAGUUGGUGCAAACAUUGAGACCUACCUCCUAGAAAAGUCUCGUGCCAUCCGUCAGGCAAAGGACGAGAGGACCUUUCACAUCUUCUACCAGCUCCUGUGUGGAGCCUCGGAGGCCAUGAGAGGGGACCUGCUCCUAGGCAGUGCUGAUCAGUACCGCUUUCUGAGUGGAGGGUCCAUCCCAGUGCCGGGGCAGAGCGAUGCUGAGAACUUCACGCAGACCAUGGACUCCAUGACUAUCAUGGGCUUCACUCAGGAGGAGGCCAUGUCCAUGAUGAAGGUGAUUUCUGCUGUGCUGCAGUUUGGAAACAUUUCAUUCCACAAGGAAAAGAAUUCAGACCAGGCCUCCAUGCCGGAUGACACCGCUGCCCAAAAACUCUGCCACCUUUUGGGGAUAAGUGUGGUGGAGUUCAGCCGGGCUAUCCUGACCCCCAGGAUAAAAGUGGGAAGGGAGUAUGUCCAGAAGGCACAGACCAAAGAGCAGGCUGACUUUGCCGUAGAGGCUUUGGCAAAGGCAACGUAUGAGCGCCUGUUUCGCUGGCUGGUCCACCGCAUCAACCGCGCUCUGGAUCGUAGGCAGAGACAAGGCGCCUCCUUUAUUGGCAUCCUGGAUAUUGCUGGCUUUGAGAUCUUUCAGCUGAACUCGUUCGAGCAGCUUUGUAUAAAUUACACUAAUGAGAAGCUACAGCAGCUCUUCAACCACACCAUGUUUGUCCUGGAGCAAGAGGAGUACCAGAGGGAGGGCAUUGAGUGGAACUUCAUAGACUUUGGACUGGACCUACAGCCCUGUAUCGACCUCAUAGAACGGCCGGCACAUCCCCCAGGAGUGCUGGCCCUGCUGGACGAGGAGUGCUGGUUCCCAAGGGCCACAGACCGCUCUUUCGUGGAAAAACUGUCCGUGGAACAGGGCUCACACCCCAAAUUCUAUCGUCCCCGCCAGCUGCGUCAGGAGGCUGACUUCUCCAUCCUGCACUAUGCUGGGAAGGUGGACUACAAGGCAGAUGAGUGGUUGGUAAAGAACAUGGACCCCUUGAAUGACAAUGUAGCCUCUCUCCUUCAUCAGUCUUCUGAUCACUUCAUCUCUGAGCUGUGGAGAGAAGAUAUUCAGACUCUCCCUCGUGUUUACUUUUUCGACUCCUAUGCCACGCUGCAGACUAAUGGCUCUGACAUGGAAAGGAUUGUGGGCCUUGACCAGGUGGCGUCUGGAGGUUUGGGUGAAGGGAGUGGUGGCGUGACCUUCGGAGCAGCAGGGUUGAAGACCAAGAAGGGCAUGUUCCGCACAGUGGGCCAGCUGUACAAGGAGUCGCUCACCAAACUGAUGGCCACGCUGAGGAACACCAAUCCCAACUUCUUGCGUUGUAUCAUCCCCAACCAUGAAAAGAGGGCAGGCAAGCUGAACCCACACUUGGUUCUUGAUCAGCUCCGAUGUAAUGGAGUCUUAGAGGGCAUUCGGAUCUGCAGACAGGGUUUCCCCAACCGCAUCCCCUUCCAGGAGUUCAGGCAAAGGUAUGAGAUUCUCACUCCUAAUGCCAUUCCGCGUACUUUCAUGGAUGGUAAACAAGCCUCUGAGCUCAUGAUCAGUGCCUUGGAACUGGACCGGAACCUAUUCAGGGUGGGUCAGAGCAAAGUCUUCUUCCGGGCUGGUGUUCUGGCCCAUUUAGAGGAGGAAAGAGACCUGAAGAUCACAGACACCAUCAUCCGCUUCCAGAGUGUGGCCAGAGGCUUUCUAGCACGAAGGGCAUUCCUCAAGAAGCAGCAGCAGCUCAGUGCGCUCCGGGUGAUGCAGAGGAACUGUGCUGCCUAUCUGAAGCUGAGGAAUUGGCAGUGGUGGCGGCUCUUUACCAAGGUGAAGCCGCUCCUGCAGGUGACACGUCAAGAUGAAGAGAUCCAAGCGAGGGAGGCAGAACUACAGAAAGCCAAAGAGAACCUGUCCAAAGUGGAGCAAGAAUUCAAUGAGCUGGAAAGGAAACAUCAGCAGUUGCUGGAGGAGAAAGCAGUGCUUACCGACCAGCUGCAGGCAGAGGCAGAGCUCUUUGCAGAAGCAGAGGAGAUGAGGGCGAGGUUGGCAAGUCGGAAGCAGGAACUAGAAGAUGUGCUAAGUGAACUGGAAGGUCGUCUGGAGGAGGAGGAAGAACGAGGUGUGCAGCUGGCCAGUGAGAAGAAGCGGCUGCAGCAGAACGUCCAGGACUUGGAGGAGCAGCUAGAAGAGGAGGAGGGGGCUCGACAGCGCCUUCUGCUUGAGAAGGUGACCCUGGAGACAAAAGUGAAGAGUCUGGAGACUGAGACACUGACGCUUAGCGAGCAGCGAGAUCGACUCAGCAAGGAGAAGAAGCAGCUUGAGGAACGACUGAGCGAGGUGACGGACCAACUAACUGAGGAGGAGGAGAAAGUGAAGAGCCUGAACAAGCUCAAGAACAAGCAGGAGGCUAUUAUCGCUGACCUGGAGGAACGACUGAAGCGGGAGGAGCAGGGUCGACUGGAGCAGGAAAAGUGGAGGCGCAGGAUGGAAAGCGAAGCAGCGGAGGCCCAGGAGCAGCUGUCCGAGUUGGGACUGCUAGCUGCGGAGCUGAGGGGGACCCUGACCCAGAGAGAGAAGGAGAUCACCACCCUGCAAGCGAGGCUGGAGGAGGAGGGAGCCAGGAGGGGAGAGGCACAGAGGGCCCUGAGGGAAGCCACAUCCCAGGUGUCAGAGUUAAAGGAGGAGGUGGAGAAUGAGCGGGGCAUGAGGGAAAGGGCAGAGAAGCAGAGGAGGGACCUUGGAGAGGAACUGGAAGCUCUGAGGACAGAACUGGAGGACACACUGGACACCACCGCUGCCCAGCAGGAGCUGAGGUCCCGGAGGGAAGCAGAGUUAGGAGAGCUUCAGCGCUGCGUGGAGGAAGAGACGCGUCGGCACGAAGCGCAGCUGUCCGAGCUCCGUGUUCGCCACUGCGCUGCCAUAGACUCCCUGCAGGAGCAGCUGGACAACAGCAAGAGGGCACGUCAGUCACUGGAGAAGGCCAAGGCUGUCCUGGAGGAGGAGAGGGCCAGCCUGACCGCAGAGCUGAAAGCCCUUCAGGGCAGCAAGAUGGAGAGCGAGAGGGGCAGGAAGCGGGCCGAAAACCAAGUGCAAGAGCUGACCGUCCGCCUGGCGCAGGCUGACCGAGAGAGGGAGGAGCGGGAGGAACGAGUGCAUAAGCUGCAGUCUGAGAUCGAGUCACUCUCCGGCUCUCUGUCCUCAUCCGAGUCCAAAGGCCUUCGUCUCAAUAAGGAGGUGAACACUCUAGAGAGCCAGCUUCAUGAUGCCCAGGAACUCCUACAAGAUGAGACAAGACAGAAAUUGGCCUUGGGGUCCCGGGUUCGAGCGCUUGAGGAAGAGCGGACAGCCUUGAUAGAGCGAGUCGAGGAAGAGGAGGAAAGGGUGAAGGAGCUGAACAGGCAGAUCCAGACACACACUCAGCAGCUGGCUGAGCUGCGACGGCAGCUGGAGGAGGUGAAUUCAGCUGUGGAGGCAGGUGAGGAAUGCCGGCGGAAGCUGCAGCGGGAGCUGGAGAACGCAAACCAGCGGGAGCGGUCACGGGAGGAGGAAAAGGAGCGCCUGGAGCGACAAAGAGAGCGCCUGCGGGAGGAGAUCGAGGACAUGACCCUGGCUCUUCAACGCGAGCGGCAGAACUGCACCGCACUGGAGAAGAGGCAGAAGAAGUUUGACCAGUGCCUGGCAGAGGAGAAGGCCAUCAGCGCCCGACUGGCAGAGGAGCGGGACCGGGCGGAGGCAGAGAGUCGGGAGAAGGAAACGCGUGCCCUGUCUCUAUCGCGUGCCUUGCAAGAGGCCACUGAGCAGAAGGAGGAGCUGGAGCGCAUCAACAAGCAGCUGCGUGCCGAUAUGGAGCAACUGGUCAAUGCACAAGAUGACGUGGGCAAGAAUGUCCAUGAGCUGGAGCGGUCCCGUCGGACCCUGGAAACGGAGGCCCAGGCCCUGCGAGCACAGACCCAGGAGCUCGAGGAGGAACUAGCAGAAGCGGAAAACUCAAGACUAAGGCUUGAGGUCACAUUGCAGGCACUGAGGGCCCAGUUUGAGAGGGAGAUCAGCAGUAAAGAGGAGAAAGGGGAGGAAAAGCGGAGAGCGCUCAACAAGCAGGUACGAGAACUGGAGUCCCAGUUGGAGGAGGAGCGCAGCCAGCGCGCUCAGGCACUAUCAGUCAAGAAGCAGCUGGAAACAGAGCUUCAGGAGGCCGAGGCCCAGGUGGAAGCAGCCAACCGAGGCAGGGAGGAGGUCCUGAGGCAGCUGCGACGGCUGCAGACUCAGAUGAAGGAUGCGCUGCGGGAGCUCGAUGAGACUAAACUCGCUCGGGAUGAGGUGGUCGCCCAAUCCAAAGACAGCGAGAAGCGGCUGCAAACCCUGGAGGCAGAGCUGCUGCAGUUGACGGAGGAACUGGCCAACUCAGAGAGGCUCAAGAGACAAGCUCAGCAGGAGCGGGAUGAAAUGGCAGAAGAAAUCCUUAACAGCUCCACUGGGAAGUCUGCCCUGUGUGAAGAGAAGAGAAGGUUGGAGGCUCGGGUGACCCAGCUGGAGGAGGAGCUGGAGGAGGAGCAGAGCAAUGCCGAGCUGUUGGCUGAAAGGCAGCGCAAGACUACUCUGCAAGUGGAAACCCUGACGGUGCAGCUGGCUGGAGAGCGCACUUUGUACCAAAAGAGUGAGAGUGCACGGGAACAACUGGAGAGACAGAACAAGGAGCUGAAAGCCAGGCUUGGAGAGUUGGAGGGGGCCAUGAGAGGAAAACACCGCCUCAGUGUCGCCGCCCUAGAGGCCAAGAUUGAUGCCAUGGAGGAGCAGCUGGAGCAAGAGAGACAGGAGCGAGCGCUUGCCAAUAAGAUGGUACGAAAAACGGAGAAGAAGCUGAAGGAGGUGUUGAUGCAGGCAGAGGAUGAGAGGAGACAUGCCGACCAGUACAGAGAACAGCUGGACAAGUCUAUGGGGCGCCUGCGGCAGCUGAAGCGGCAGCUAGAGGAGGUGGAGGAAGAAAACUCUCGCACCAAUGCUCAGCGCCGUAAGCUGCAGAGAGAACUGGAGGAGAUGACGGACAGCAGUCAGAGCAUGAGCCGGGAGAUUGCUGCCCUACGCAAUCAGCUUAGACGUGCCCCUCUGCCCCUCUCCCUCCGCACCGCCCGCCGAGCGCUGGUGGAUGACCUUUCUCUGGAGAACUCUGAUUCAGAGGAGCCUCCCACAUCGCCAUCCCCAUCUCCGGGCUUCCCUGGCACUCCCACUCCCUCUGAGCACAACCUGGACCCCCCGAUCCCAUACAACCUGACAGACACAGAGUGAGAAGGUGGGACUUUUACUCUCUGACACUAAAUCAGCCUAGUGACUUGACGCCAUGCUGCAGUGGUUCUGCUGUGAGAGCUGCAGCAAGGUGGGACAACCAAGAAACCCCACACAACCAUGGGGUGUAUAUUGAAAAAAAAAAAAAAAAAAAAAAAAAACUGACUCAUUGAAAACAGAAAAAAAACAGCACCUAGAAACGGAAAAAAAAUACAAGAAUCUUUCAGAAGUAUCACAGUAAGCCCAAGUGAAUUGGCAUAGUUCUCUUUUAAUAUAUUCUGCUUGACACAUAAGCACCUUGAUGCUUUAUUCAGAUAAUAGCUCUUUGAAUUUAAAGCCAGAUUUGGUAAGGCAUUUUUUGCAUGGGCUUGCAAAAAAAAAAGGUGGCAAAAACAUAGAGGAAUAAUAAAGAUGGGAAAAAUACCUUUAUGCUUUGUGUAAAUGUAUAAAUAGUGAGUUCUUGGUUCUGCUAUUAUGAAAACAUCCCAUGACUGCCAUAUGGUAGCAAUACUAGUAAGCUUUGGUACUUUUUCAUGAUUUCUGCUUUGUCUCUCUCUCUUUUUCUCUCUCUCUCUUUCUUUCUCUCCCCCUCUCGCUCUGAAAAAGGCAGUAACUUUAAUGUUGUAGAAUAUUUACUAUACUUUUGGUCUCGACCCACCAAAGCAUUUGAGAGUCACCGAUUCGGACUGAAAGAGUCGCUGAUAUUUCACUUGCCCAAGCGAGUUAACGCAACAGUUAAAUAGUUAACGCAGUAUGUGCUUCAAAUUACAGAUUACAGCUGGAUCUGUUUCUCAAGCAAAAUUUACUUGAGCAUGGAAACAGAGAGAGAUGGAGUGAAACAAAGUCUUCAGCAUCUUAAUCUUGUAUGUAUACCUGAAUGUGACCAGCAAAACGUUUUUUUUAGGGAAACGCACAUAGGCUUAACUGUAGCAUCUGGAAAUCUGGAAAACCCAAGUAGUGGAAAUGGCACAGAUUAAAGCAGAGGUCUCACGCCCAGGUCCUCGUGGUCUCUUUGCAGGUUGUUAACAUAAAUUUAAUUGAUUUUUUUUUUUUUUUCCUCUUAAUACCUCAUUUUACUCCUUCAAAGUAUAUGUUGUUGUUUGAACCUUGACUUUUCCUGCAGAAAAGCAUUUUGGACAUUUGCAGAGUUGUAUGAGUAACAGAGGUAAUUAAGAGAGGACGACGGGUUGGAGUGAAAGCAGCGCAUCGUGCAGGACUUCGCUUUCGAGAUCCUUGGUUCAGAAACGUAUCCGCGUUCUGAAAGUGUUGCUUCAGAUAUAACCCUAAAACUUUCACAAUGAAAAUGUAGAUUUUUUUGAUAACAUUUCAGCAGCUAAGUACUUUCCGAGUGUAGUGCAGUGUUCUGUGUCCAAGUACGAACAGUUGUUUAAUUUGAUUAAAAAAACAUGUACUGUAGAUAGGUAUGCAGGUAGGUAGGUAGGAUAUAUUUGCUUAUCAGCUUUCUUAUAUCGCUUCUGUUGCAAACAGUUGAAUUCAAGUGAUCUUGAAUUGUCAAUCAGCUUAAUCAUGCCCUGCUUUAUUUAUUGCUUUGUAUGACAUUUGUUUUCCUAAACAUAUUAUCUUUUUGAAAUGUGUUGAUAUACUGCUGUCAGUUCUGGCACUGGCUCCGGCACAUCUCACGGUAAUCUGACUUCUUGGCCUUUGCACUGGAAAAAGCACAAAUGUGGCAGUGAUUUGUGCCCAGGUUCUGAAUUGUCCAGUUGUGAGCUGCUGCAGCUAUGAAAUUGAUAUUUAUGCUGAAAACUGAAUGUUUGAACAGCCUGAGACACCCCAGGAAUAGGUUUGAUAAUAUGUAAAGUGCACUGACUAUGAGGUUAAUUAAAUUAGGUUAAUAGACUAUUGUAUUGAUAGUUAUUAACAAAUGGCCAAACUGUAAAAGAUGUUUUAAAUUGUUUUCAUUAUGAAGAAAUGGGAAUAAGAGUCCUGGUCAUUUUGAAAGCUACUCAUUCAUUCAUUAAGUUCAUAUCAGUAUCAGACAUCAGCAGCAUUGUUUUUAAGAUACGGAAAUAUUGUGCAAUGUAAUUUUUUAUUGUUUGUGUAAAAUGUUUGUAAAUCAUUUAAUCAUGUAAAUGUGUUUUUUCCAAAUGUAUGGAUUGAUUUUAGAAUAUCAAAAAGAACUAUUGUAGGUGUAGAAAAGUACAUAUUUACAAAAUGUGUAAAACCCUGAACAUGGGCAUAAACUCUCAAAACUUUCACCCUGUGGGUUUUUUGCCUUAGACGUUUUCCAGGGCACUUUUUCAUCUGUCGUACCCUGUUUGUACAAGUGAAGACCUUUCUAAUGUUGUAUACAGCAAUGUGGAGAACACAGAUAAUUUGUUAAAGAGGCUAUUUACGUGAGGAAUUAAAAUGUGCAAGUACAGAGUGUGACAGCAGAACAACUCCCCUGUGCAAACCAAAUCUGUUCGUAGGGAAAAGUGAGCGUGGUCUGAAUGAGUGAAACAUGCAUUUUUCCUCAGUCACAAUGGACGUCUCUUCUGGAUGUUAGUCUCGUCCAGUUCAUAGGAUAAUUUUACUUGUUAAUUUCGAAAUUAAUGUCUUCAACUUUUCUUUAAAUUAUUCACCCUCUUCCACAUUUGGACUCCGCAUUAUUUUUGAAGCCAGUUGCUUACCUAUACUCAACUGGUCUUUGAGAGCAUCAAAGUCUAGUGGUUUACAUUUAUGGUUUACAUGGACUCUCAUCCUGUACAGCAGAAUUUUGCUGCCUUCUAUAAAGAUGGCAGGUUUUGUUUGCACAGAUGCUGUUAAAGUAAGAUAUAGGUGCAGUAUUACCGCUCUGAUGUGCGUUUCAAUUUUCAGGUGACGUUGUCCCACAAGAAGUAUUUGCGAUCGUAUAAUCCGUGUUGUUCCUUUUGGACUUUAUUGCGCAAGAAAUGAUACUAAGGAUGAAACAAGAAAAAAAAAGAAGCCUGCUUCUGUAUAAUGGUGCUUCUACAUAAUGUCUGGUUUCUUCCUGUCCAUUCAUAAUCCUUGCAGCACCCUGGUCAUUUAAUUCUUUGAGGCGCUCUGUUACCGCUCACUUUUUGCAGUAACAUUUUAAGAGGUUCAUUAUGUACCUUAGAAAUGGUUUAAAAUGAUCUUUUUGGAGAAUUUGUUUCUUGUGCUUCUCGUGCCCAGUAUUUAUUUUAAUUGGAACUACUGUACUGCAAAAAAAGUCAAACGGAGACAAAGGAUUUUAAGUAAUUGUGUGCUUUCCAUGUUGUUCCAAUAGAUGGCAAUAAACUUCUCACUAAUCAGUUUGUCAGUCAUGGACUCCCUGAAGAGCUGGACCGCAGUCCUCCUCUGGAAGGUCCCCAUCUUCCUGUUUGUGUAUCCUCGCUCACUGGGUUCAACACACCAGUACAUCAGCAGUUCUUUUACAAACUUCCCAGAGGUGUUUGAAAUUUUUAAUAAAGGUGUCAACGUUCUUUAUUUCAA
Messenger RNA from Scleropages formosus (Asian bonytongue), 9888 nucleotides. It is a transcript of the gene myh14, whose product is annotated as myosin, heavy chain 14, non-muscle. Gene Ontology annotation, cellular component: cytoplasm; myosin filament; myosin II complex. The transcript is spliced from 44 exons. Lineage: Eukaryota; Metazoa; Chordata; Actinopteri; Osteoglossiformes; Osteoglossidae. Gene Ontology annotation, biological process: actomyosin structure organization; mitotic cytokinesis; regulation of cell shape. The record is from RefSeq and is a predicted model, not a curated record. Bases 304 to 6456 code for a protein of 2050 amino acids. Gene Ontology annotation, molecular function: microfilament motor activity; ATP binding; actin filament binding.